Messenger RNA from Brassica rapa (field mustard), 2516 nucleotides. Its product is annotated as trihelix transcription factor GT-1. The record is from RefSeq and is a predicted model, not a curated record. Lineage: Eukaryota; Viridiplantae; Streptophyta; Magnoliopsida; Brassicales; Brassicaceae.
AAAGUGGACUAGAUUCGAAUUUGGAUGGAAGCUCUCUCUCUACUUUUAGAGAGAGUAGCAAUUCUCUCUUCCUCUUAUCUCCAGAAAAAUCUUUCAGAGGAAGGAGAUGUCUUUGGUUUUGAUGCUUUCUCUUCUUUUUCUUUAGUUUCUUUUUCAGAGAGAGCGAUCUUUGUGUUAGUUCGCCGGAGUUUUGUCCGGUACAAAGUCUCGACCUUUGGGCUCUGACUCUGGGAAGCGGUUGUUUGCUAUCACCGGCUUCGCCAGCUUUUGUCUCCGGGAAGUGAUAGCUUCUAUAGUAUUUACUUCGCCGGCUCUCUUCUGGAGUCUUUUCUCCGGGUUUGUGUUUGAUCGGCGUUUCAUGUGUUUCCUUCGCUCAUCCGACUCUUGAGCUUGUCGUCCGAUGUCUCUUUCCUUCCCUUCGGCUGGGUUGUUUCAUCCUCAAGCUUAUUCGUAUCAACAAGGAUGUCUAAUCGUUAAUUCAGGAAAAUCGAUGUUGAUUGGCUCGAUUGAAGACGGUUGAUUUCUCCUCUCUGAAACGUUUGAUCCGUCAGUCUAGGCUUAGCAACUUUGAUAUUGGUGAGAGUUUCUCUGUUUGAGCGGCUUUUCACCGGCUUGUCUCUCCUGUUGGUGGAGCUCCGUCGUGCCUCGUUGCUGGCUCCGGAGGAAGACGGUGAUUGGUUAUCUUGACGCGUUGAUCAUGAAUCGUUUGUCGACCGAACACGUGGUGGAUGACUAAUCAUCUUUCCUCAACGGUUUCUAUUUGCUGUGCUUACGGCCGCAAGUUGUAUCUAAUAGUUGGGCUUUUUGGGCUCUUAUGCUAUUUGGGCCUUGUGUUGUGCCCUUAGCUGUUUUGUUUGUUUGGUGUUUGUUGGACAUGUUUGUUGACUUUGUUUUCGUUAAUAACAUCAGUGAAAAAAAAAUAAAAAAAUUUGAAUUUGGAUAUUUUUAAUACUUUAAAUAAUUGGCAUCUUCUACAAUAGACUAAAAACCCCCCAAAUUAAAAACAUUAAAAAGUAAAAACCGAAAAAUUGCUGCGGUCGCCACAUCUCUUCUAUCAGUGCUCCGAUAAGACAGCAAUGUUCGUUUCCGACAAGCCUCGUCCUAUCGAUUUCUACAAAGACGAUAACACCACCACCGCACGCGACAACAUGAUCAUCGACGUCACCACCAACGCACCAGGAAGAGAUCUACAUCCCCACCAUCAUCACCACCAUCUCCAGCCGCAACAGAUUCUCCUCGGAGAAAGCAGCGGCGAGGACCACGAAGUGAAAGCUCCCAAGAAACGAGCGGAGACAUGGGUCCAAGACGAGACUCGCUCCCUGAUCAUGUUCCGCCGAGGCAUGGACGGACUCUUCAACACCUCCAAGUCCAACAAGCACCUCUGGGAGCAGAUCUCCGCCAAGAUGCGGGAGAAAGGCUUCGAUCGGUCUCCGACCAUGUGCACCGACAAGUGGAGGAAUCUUCUGAAGGAGUUCAAGAAGGCCAAGCAUCAUGACAGAGGGAAUAGAUCGGCUAAGAUGUCGUAUUACAAGGAGAUUGAAGAGAUUCUUAGGGAGAGGAGCAAGAAAGUGACGGCGACGGGGCAGUACAGCAAGAGCUCUAAUGCAACGCCCACUGCUAAAGUUGAUUCCUUUAUGCAGUUUACUGAUAAAGGUUUUGAUGAUCCGAGCAUUUCUUUUGGAUCUGUUGAAGCUAAUGGAAGGCCAGCGUUAAACCUUGAAAGGCGUCUUGAUCAUGAUGGUCAUCCUCUUGCGAUCGCUACAGUUGAUGCUGUUGCAGCAAAUGGAGUUCCUCCUUGGAAUUGGAGAGAGACUCCUGGAAACGGUGGGGAUUCUCAUGGUCAGCCUUUUGGUGGGAGGGUCAUAACUGUUAAAUUUGGCGACUAUACAAGAAGAAUCGGCGUUGAUGGUAGCACUGAAGCAAUCAAAGACACUAUCAGAUCCGCUUUUGGGUUAAGAACACGACGGGCUUUUUGGUUAGAGGAUGAAGAUCAGGUUGUUCGUUGUCUUGAUCGAGACAUGCCCUUAGGGAACUAUCUACUCCAUGUAGAUGAUGGACUAGCUAUUAGAGUUUGCCAUUAUGAUGAAUCCAACCAGUUACCAGUCCAUACAGAAGAGAAAGUCUUCUACACGGAAGAAGACUACCGUGAUUUUCUAGCUAGACGGGGAUGGACAUGUCUGCAAUUUGAUGGUUUUAGGAACAUAGAGAACAUGGAUGAUCUUCAACCAGGUGCUGUGUACAGAGGAGUGAGAUGAGAGAAUGAGAACUUCUCGUCCAAAACCAUCAACAAUUUAUCUAAUCACAAAAACUGUCUACUGUAAAUAAAUGUUUUAUCAUUUCCUUUGUACAUUUCCGCCUUUUUGUUUCCUACCUAAUGAGAAGAACAAAGAAUGUACUUGCUCAAAUGUAACAUAAUCAACUUGGAUUCAACUUGCAUGCUAAUAAGACCUCAAAUUGUAUUUAUUUUGUAUGUUACACUUUGGAAGGAUCAUAAGAGAGGUGUAACUUCAAUUUCA